This is a messenger RNA of Sordaria macrospora k-hell, 963 nucleotides long. RefSeq lists its product as uncharacterized. Lineage: Eukaryota; Fungi; Ascomycota; Sordariomycetes; Sordariales; Sordariaceae. The record is from RefSeq and is a predicted model, not a curated record. Gene Ontology annotation, molecular function: protein serine/threonine phosphatase activity. Gene Ontology annotation, cellular component: FAR/SIP/STRIPAK complex.
AUGCCUGGCCUUCCUCCUUCGGUCGACCUCGACGAGUGCAUCUCGCGCCUCAAAAACAAGGAACUACUCGCAGAAUCGGUUAUCGAAGCGAUAUGCGCCAAAACAAAAGAGCUGCUGAUGCGUGAGAGUAAUGUUGUGCAUGUCAAGGCCCCCGUUACCGUUGUUGGCGACAUCCACGGCCAGUUCUACGAUCUUAUAGAGAUAUUCAAAAUCGGCGGUUAUCCUCCAGACACAAAUUAUCUGUUUCUAGGCGACUAUGUUGACCGAGGCAUGUUCAGCGUUGAAACGAUUUCGCUUCUUGUCUGUUUGAAACUACGGUACCCCAACCGCAUCCAUUUGAUUCGAGGGAACCACGAGUCCCGCGGCGUAACGCAGUCUUACGGCUUCUAUACCGAAUGUUCGCGCAAGUACGGCAAUGCCAAUGUCUGGCACUACUUUACCGACAUGUUCGACUUUCUCACAUUAAGUGUCGUCAUCAACGACCAAAUAUUCUGUGUACACGGAGGUCUCUCCCCCUCCAUCCACUCCAUCGACCAAAUCAAAGUAAUCGACCGCUUCCGCGAGAUCCCCCACGAAGGCCCCAUGGCCGACCUAGUAUGGUCCGAUCCCGAUCCCGACCGCGACGAGUUCAGUUUAUCACCUCGCGGCGCCGGCUACACCUUCGGCGCGCAGGUGGUCAAGAAGUUCCUGGCGGUGAACAACAUGAACCACAUCCUGCGCGCCCACCAGCUCUGCCAGGAAGGGUAUCAGGUGCUGUUCGACGACCGUCUGAGCACGGUAUGGAGUGCGCCCAACUACUGCUACCGGUGCGGAAACAUGGCUAGCGUGCUGGAGGUCAGCGAUACCGGAGAGCGCUACUUCAACGUGUUUGCGGCUGCCCCUGAGAACGACGCCGUUAAGGACCAGCAGAUGAAUCAGGACAAGUCGGCGGAGGGAGGGGCUUUGCCUGAUUACUUUUUGUAG